This is a messenger RNA of Fusarium vanettenii 77-13-4, 999 nucleotides long. RefSeq lists its product as uncharacterized. The transcript is spliced from 2 exons. Gene Ontology annotation, biological process: secondary metabolic process. The record is from RefSeq and is a predicted model, not a curated record. Lineage: Eukaryota; Fungi; Ascomycota; Sordariomycetes; Hypocreales; Nectriaceae. Bases 1 to 999 code for a protein of 332 amino acids.
AUGGUGUCCCUCUCAGAAGUCGAGCACUCAAACUCAUCUGCUGCAUCGACCCUCCCAUCAGGCCUUGUCGCCGUCUUUGCCGGCGCGACGGCGGGCAUCGGGGAGACGGCUCUCAAGGCAUUCGCCAAGCACACGGUCAGACCAAAGAUUUACUUUAUCGGCCGGUCUCGGGAGUCUGGUGAUCGGUUACUCAGAGAGCUGAAAGUCAUUAAUUCUGAGGGGGUGUAUGAGUUUGUUCAGGCUGAUAUGAGCUUGUUGGCGAAUGUAGACAAGGUCUGUCAGGAUAUUAAGAGUAAGGAGGCGGUUGUGAAUGUCUUGUUUAUGAGUCAAGGAACGCUCAAAUAUGGCGUUGAUACUGCGGAUGGCUUCCCUCUCACCGGGCUCACCCUCUACUCACGCACCCGUCUAACCGUCAACCUCCUCCCCCUGAUCAAGAAAGCCACCUCUCUCCGCCGGGUCGUAACCGUCAUGGCCGGCACAAAAGAAGGUAAACUUUUCCUCGAUGACAUCGCCGGCCGUAACCUUCCAAACAAAAUCCGGUCCGCUCGAGGCCAUCUCUGCACAGCCUUGACUCUAUCCCUUGAAGCUCUUUCCCGUCAGGCACCAGAGGUUUCCUUCAUCCACAACUUCCCCGGUUCAGUAGACACGGAUCUGAUUCGCAGGGACGACGGGUUGAUGAUGCAGUUCAUCAAGCAAUUCUUCCGACUAGGCACAACAGUCAUGGGAAAGUGGGUUCCCAAGGAGGAGUGUGGAGAGAGACAUGCGUGGUUAUGCCUGAGUUCAAGAUUCCCUGCCAAGAGCGAAAAUGAUGCCGAGGCUGCUGUGGGCACUGAUGGUGCAAAGGGCAGCGGUGUCUAUAGUGUCGACUGGGAUGGUGAAAGUGCGUCGACAGAGGUGAUCAAGUUGCUGGGAGAGUAUCGGGACGAGGGGACGGUGGACAAGGUGUGGAAGCAUUUUGAAGAUGAGUUUGUCAGGGUCACGGGAUCUGUCUCUAUUUGA